Messenger RNA from Malassezia pachydermatis, 1530 nucleotides. RefSeq names its product diphthamide synthesis protein. The record is from RefSeq and is a predicted model, not a curated record. Bases 1 to 1530 code for a protein of 509 amino acids. Lineage: Eukaryota; Fungi; Basidiomycota; Malasseziomycetes; Malasseziales; Malasseziaceae. The transcript has 3 exons. Gene Ontology annotation, molecular function: 2-(3-amino-3-carboxypropyl)histidine synthase activity. Gene Ontology annotation, biological process: protein histidyl modification to diphthamide.
AUGAACAACGACGCUGCGAAUCCUAAGCGGCGCUUCACACGCGCUGAGGCAGCGUCAGCAACGGCGGUGAGCGGUGGGAUUCCUGCCGAGGUGCUGGAAGACCCGCUGCUGAAUGCGGCUAUCGAUAGCUUGCUACCGAGCAACUACAAUUUUGAAAUCCACAAGACAGUGCAUCAGGUGCGCAAGUAUGGCGCCACCUGUGUCGCACUGCAAAUGCCGGAAGGCCUAACAAUGUGGGCCACAGCCAUUGCAGACAUCCUGGAACGAUUUACAGGUGCUACCUCGGUGAUUAUGGGCGAUGUGACAUACGGCGCAUGCUGCGUCGAUGACUAUACGGCCAUGGCGCUAGGCUGUGAUAUGCUAGUUCAUUACGGCCACAGCUGCCUUGUACCUGUCGACCAAACCAUGAUUCGUACCUUGUAUGUGUUUGUCGAGAUCCAUGUGGAUACCGAGCAUUUGAUCAAUACCAUACGUUUGAAUUUGCCCAGCAUCCAAGGGCUAUUCCAACGAUCGGUAUUGACAGCACCGGACCACCGCAGUGCAAACGCCGCGGUUGAGGUUGAAGUAGCCCCUGACGACACACCCAAACCUACACACUUGGCCUUGGUCGGCACAAUUCAGUUUGUGGCUGCCAUCCAGGCGAUCCGCGAGUCGCUGACCACCGACAGGGGGGACGAGACUCGACUGGCCAUUGCGGCGUCGAACGAAGCCAGCGAAACUCAAGCGCUUCCAGCUUCAGCAUCAGGUGCUUACACCAUCACAGUCCCACAAAUCAAGCCACUAAGCCCAGGCGAAAUUCUAGGGUGUACUUCGCCUACACUCCCCAGCGAUGUUGAUGCUGUUCUGUAUGUGGGUGAUGGUCGUUUCCAUCUAGAGUCGAUUAUGAUCGCAAAUCCGGACGUACCUGCCUUUCGGUAUGAUCCGUACACGAAACGACUCCAGCGUGAAUUGUAUGAUCAUGCGUCGAUGCGCCGGCUGCGUAAAAAAGCCAUUGGCGAAGCGCAAGCGACAUUGCAGCAAGGCGCUACGGCAGCAGCAUCGUGGGGUUUGGUGCUGGGCACGUUGGGUCGUCAAGGCAGCACCCAAGUCCUCGAGUAUCUCGGCACUACACUGCGUGAGCGUGACGCAAAUAUACCCCAAGUACCUAUUUUGCUCUCGGAGCUCUCACCGCAGAAAGCGCAAUUGUUCGGCCCGCAUUUGUCGGUGUUGGUCCAAACCAGUUGUCCGCGUUUAUCGAUUGAUUGGGGCUCUGCGUUCCCGAAACCGCUGCUGAGCCCGUACGAGGCAGCUGCAGCUAUGGGCCGCGCCCCAUUGUGGACAGAUGCCUCGGAGGAUCUGGGUAUGAUUCGUUUCCCCGGCGCGCGACACGACACGGACCAAACAGAACGCACAGACUACCCUAUGGACUUCUAUGCGAAUGCCUCUUUAGGCCCAUGGACGCCACGUCAUGGUCUGGGCGUCGUCAAGAAAGGUGGACGCAACCGCGCCUUGUUACAAUCGCUGGGCGUCCUGAAAAAGACGAGCACAUAG